Onychostoma macrolepis is the source of this 2598-nucleotide messenger RNA. It is a transcript of the gene msl1a, whose product is annotated as MSL complex subunit 1a. The coding region runs from base 616 to 2100 and encodes 494 amino acids. Lineage: Eukaryota; Metazoa; Chordata; Actinopteri; Cypriniformes; Cyprinidae. The transcript is spliced from 9 exons. Gene Ontology annotation, cellular component: MSL complex. The record is from RefSeq and is a predicted model, not a curated record.
AUCACAUGUCGAUGCAAAAAUGAUGAAGAACAAGUUCGUGGGUGGUUGCGAUUUGUUUCAUUCAGAUUUUAUAUAAACAGCAUGAUUGCAUGACUUAAAAUGGCGUCAUCGUCCCUCAAGAGCAGAUGAAGGGAACUGCUAAAAUGAUUGUCAUUGUUUUUGCUGUAUAUCUAAAAUGGUGGACGCUGCCUUUGCUCAGAUCGAGUAUGACUCUGGAGUUUCACUGUAGAUAAAAAAAAAAAAAAAUCCUCCCAGUUGCAUGCAUGAAAACAGUGAUCGGACGAUGUCCUUCCUAAAACAGUAAACACAGUGCAUGCAAUGCAUCUAUAGAUACCAGUGCACACUCAACAGAUGGGAAGGGCACUUAAAGUGAGCUUAGCGUUGCCAUAUACAUUAUUUUGGAAAUCCGUUUAUACAUAAUGUUUCUAUAAUUUACAUUUUUGCUCUUGGAUUCAUGUGCUUUCAAGUCUCCGAACACAAUGAAAGCAUCAGAUAUCAGACAUAUCAAAUGGCUGUAGAAAAGGGGCCUCAAGGACACACAUUCAGCCUGUCACAAAUCCUCCUCAUCUAUAGAGGCGGGUGUUGGUAAAACAUCUCCAACUAGCGCGAGUCGCAAUGACUAUGCGAUCCACUGUGUUCACGAGUGGAGGACACAGACUGGACACGAGCCUCAGCAGGAAGCCAGCAGGAGCCCAUGAAUCCCUGAAGAAGGAAAGCCGCGACUUUGCCACCCAUGUGCUGAGCACGAUCCACAACAGCGUAAAUCAAAAGCAUCACCUGCACAGCAAAGCAAAUAUCAGCCGCCGGAACGCGUUGAGCUGCCCUGACCAAUCUCCAGCAGGGAACCUCGGGCAGGAGGAGAACUGGGAGACGCUGGGGGCCUUGACACUCCCGUCAACCAAGCAGAUGGGGGCCGAAGGUUCCCCAGUCAAGAGCAAAUCACUGUUUUGUCAGGCCAGUCACAACCACGUGGGGAAAAUGGAUCCCAUGGUAUCAAAUGGCAGCAAUCAGCGGAGAGAAGUUGGGGCGGUCGUGGGGGUCCCUUCGCCGGAGAACAGUCCCGAUGGGAAGCGUCGCAAUGUGAGGAAAGGCUCCGGCCUCGUGGACACGCAGACCAGCUGCAUCCGACAGAUCCUGCUGCUGCAACUGGAACUGAUUGAACAGCAGCAGAAGCAACUGCACAACAAGAGCAAAGAGAUCGAUGACCUCAAAGCUGAAAAAGAGAUGCUAAUGGCCCGAAUUGAACGCAUGGAGCGUCGGCUGCAGAUGGUGAAAAAAGAGGGUACAGGACGCCAUCCUUCUCGGACUCCUCGCCGUAAGGAACCUGAGGCUGAGGCUGAGGCUGCUGCCACAGAUGACGUCCAGCAAUCUGAGGAGCGGGUCCAAACCCCAAAGCAAAUGCACUUUGGAAGAGGAGGAAAAAGCCUGAGAAGGAGGUUUCUUUUCCAGGACUCGCGGAUGAGUAGGUCACGACGUGGGCAGCCCAGGUCACCACCACCACCACAGGAUAGCCCAACUGUGAAGGAGGAACCCCAGGAAGAGACAGAGCUUGAAUUGCAGUCUCAGUCGGAGGAACUGCCCUACCUGACUACCACAGAGAUGUACCUCUGCCGCUGGCAUCAGCCGCCUCCGUCACCUUGGCGAGACCCCUCCCCUGUGCAUGAAGACACAGUUGCAGUUCCUUCUUGGCGGGAGAGUAUCUUAGAGCCUUUGGGGCAGAAAGAGGUGUCGGACAUCCCUGAGUGUCUAGAUGAUAAUGUCUUUCUGAAGAGGCAUUCAAAACUUGAGCUGGAUGAAAAGAGGAGGAAGAGGUGGGAUAUCCAGCGUAUUCGUGAGCAGAGGAUGUUUCAGCGCCUGCAGCAGAGGAUGAACAGGAGGAAGGUCAUUCAGGAGAGCGAACCAGAGCUGCUCUCUUUCUAUCCAGACCCCGAAGAUGUGGAGUCUAUUAUGGUGACACCCUUCCUGCCAGUGGUGGCUUUUGGAAGACCUCUUCCCAACCUGAAACAGCAAAACUUUGACCUGCCCUGGCUGGAUGAGCAUAGUCGUUGUCGAGCGGAGGCGACUAAGAAACGGACGCCUCAUCGGACAUGUCGCAAAUGAAACCGUCACAAGGAAGCUCCUUCCAAAGUCUUAGCCUUGUGGUCUCAUCUCUCGUACACACCUAUAUUGCACUUUGGAUCUUCAGAAGCAGAUUGAAGGGUGAAUUUUGGAUCUCCCAUAAGCCCCCUGCUUGGUCUCCAUGAGAAACUGUGUUUUGCUCUGUAAUGUCUGAGAAACAAGCUCUCCCAACAACACACCCAUGAUCACAGUGCCGAGUGUGACGCUUCAGUGUUCACGUUUGCGUCAUGCUUUGCAGGUUAGCUUGAUCAGUAUGGACCAAAGCUUCUACCAUAACACAUUGAGAGCUGCCGUAAAAGAUAAAAACUGUACAUGCUGCGCUUUUUGGUGUGUGAGUUCUCUCAGUCACAUAAAGGGAAGAAUUAUGAAAACCGGUUACAGAAGCAGUUGUUGUAACAUAACGCUUUGUUCAAAGGAAAUGUGUAAGAUACUUGUAACUAAAGAAAUUAUUUCAAAUAUUAAAACCAGUCAUAUUAUGAA